AGGAGAGGAAGAGGGAGAGGAGGAGGAGGAGGAAGAAGAAGAGGAAGAAAAGGAAGAAGAAGAGGAAGAAGGGUAGGGAGAAUGCUGGUGGUAACCCCACCCCAAAGGGGAAAGUCUUUGCAUGGAGGAGGAGGAGGAGGAGGAGAGAUGGUGACAGGUGCCUUGGGAGCUGCUGGUGCUGCUGCUGCUGGUAGUGGCACCGGAGGAGGACUGACCCAGAGGUCCUCCCCUGCCCCUUGAGGGAGCCCUGCCUGGAGAGCCUGCCCUGGCAGCAGCAGCAGGAGAAGGAGCAGGAGCACCUGGCGCCAUGGGCUCCCCCCUGGCGCACCUCUUCCAGGGCACCUUCGCCCACUCCACCGCCGCCUCUCCGCUGGAGAUCCGGACCGGGCACCUGCUGGGCGUCCUCCAGAGCGGGAAGAUUGCAUUUUUGGAACCAGCUGAUGAACAAGAGAAACUGGCAAAGAAGUGGGGAUUCAAGCCAUCUGACAUACGAGAACUAAAUAAUAAUGAAUUUUUCAUGCCAGGUUUGGUGGAUGCACAUAUCCAUGCCCCACAAUAUUCUUUUGCUGGAACACGAGUAGACUUGCCUCUUCUUCAGUGGUUAAAAAAAUACACUUAUCCAAGGGAGGCCCAAUGUGAAGACAUUAAUUUUGCUGCAGAGGUGUACACUAGAGCUGUGAGGCGAACACUGAAGAACGGUACAACUACAGCCUGCUACUUUGCAACAAUUCACACAGAUGCCUCUUUGCUCCUUGCUGAUAUUAUAGAUAAAUUUGGCCAAAGGGCAUUAGUGGGCAAAGUUUGCAUGGAUCACAAUGAAUGUUUUCCAGAAUAUAAGGAGGCUACCACAGAAUCUAUCAAGGAAACUGAAAGAUUUGUUAGAGGAGUACUGGAGAAAAAAUAUCCAAGAGUAUAUCCCAUAAUAACACCUCGUUUUGGCCCAUCGUGCACAGAGGAAUUACUUCGUAGCCUUGGUAACCUGGCAGAGGCUCAAGACAUUCAUGUACAGAGCCACAUAAGUGAAUGUGAAGAAGAGGUCCAUCUGAUAAAAAAUAUGUUUCCUUCAUAUCAAAAUUAUACUGAACUGUAUGAUAAAAACAAGCUUCUUACAAACAAGACCAUAAUGGCUCAUGGCUGUCAUCUGUCUGAUGAAGAACUGAAAAUGUUUCAUCUUAGAGGAGCUGCCAUUGCACAUUGCCCAAAUUCAAAUAUAUCACUAUGUAGCGGGCUUUUUAAUGUAAAAAAUGUUCUGAAACAUGAUGUGAAACUCGGGCUUGGCACAGAUGUUGCUGGUGGGUACUCAGCUUCCAUGCUUGAUGCUAUCAGAAAGGCACUUAUGGUUUCUAAUAUCCUUCAUAUUACUCGAGAAAAUGAAGCAGCCUUAACCCUGAAGGAUGUUUUUCGACUAGCAACCCUUGGAGGGAGUGAAGCUCUAGGACUAGAUACUGUGACUGGAAACUUUGAGGUUGGCAAAGAAUUUGAUGCACUGCUAAUCAACACCAAAGCUUCAGACAGUCCCUUUGAUUUGUUUGCUGCUGAUGGUCCUGAGGAUAUUAUCCAGAAAUUCCUGUAUCUGGGUGAUGACAGGAAUAUUGAAGAAGUUUAUGUGGCUGGCAAACUGGUGGUUCCGUUUUCAAGUUCUGUAUAAAAUUAGCUCCCCUUUCAAAAGAAAAAGAAAAAAAGCUCCGCUGAUAAUUCUGUGAUUUGAAAGAAGUGGGUGAAAAAUGCUGUGCCUUGUUGUGAUGCUAUGCUCACUUUGCUUAGUUUGUUUCUGAUUUUCAGGAAGAGAUUGAAGAUCUCAUCAGUAUUAUGCCAAAAAUGUUUUCACUUGUACAAAAAAAAAGGGAAGCAACAAUGUUUAAAGUAAAAGAACAAAAAUAUUGUGCAAUGAGGCCUUCUGCAUAAAGAAGAAGGUACAGAUACAAUAUCUCUAUACAGGGUUUGCCUUUACCUCCUUGAGCUACAAGAGUAAUAUUCUUAAAUCUUUAUGCCACAACAAAUCUACUGGGGAUUACAAUCCCUGAUGGAAAUCCAAAGCAGUUUUGUGUUGUGUGAAUGAUUUCCCCUCCCCUUCCCCACCUCACCCCCAUCCCCAUGGAGAUAAUGUGACACACCAGUGGGUCUCUAGACCCUUGAUAUAUCUUUUCAUGAAGUAGAAGAGGCUGCAGAAUUCAGGAGACUGGAAAUGUCAAUCACUAUUGAUUAAUAUUGCUUAAAUAUUUUUAUUAGUAAAAGUUAAACUUGUUAGAUAACAAUAGCAAGUACUCAGGGAAUAUUAGUUGGAGGGGAAUAUGAGAGACAAAGAGCAGAGAAUAUUCAGCAGAGAUGUAAUAUUUUCCCAGUUUUUAUAAACACUUCUUGCACUUUAGUAACAUUUUUUUCAUGCCUCCUAGGAGGUUCAAAGGCCAACAGAGAGAUCACAUUCUAGAUACCGUAUAUACUUGUCUAUAAAUCUAAAAAUUUUGCCCAAAAAUUGACCCCAAAAUCCUAGGUCAAUUUAUUUAUGGGUCAAUAUGGUAAUGUGAUAGCAGCUCUUUUAGAUUUCCCCAUGCAGUUUUUUUUCUGUCCUGAGCCAAGCAGACAGAGUCCUUGGUGACUGAUUGCUGUUUGUUUAACAGUCCCUCUCCCACCCACGCACUUCGCUGUCUUGGGUUGAAACACUGAAGCCUUGUACUGAUUGUAUGCUUUCCUCUUGCCACUCGCAUACACACACUGAAGGAGCCUCCAAGUUUUACACUCAACCUAUCAACAGGUCAUGUCAGAAUUCAUAAUUUUGGCCGCAAAACUUUCCCUCGACUUAUACAUGAGAUCGAUUUAUAGCUGAGUAUAUCCGGUAGUUGUAGUUUUAAACACUGAAGUAUUCUUUGCAACACUUGUGAAUAUAAGUGUUGUUUCAAUAAACCUUUACAGCAUACACUGCCCAGGUUCCAAAUGGCUUUGGAUCUAAGUUCUUGCUUCAUUGUAGUCUGAAGCAAUAGACUAAGUCUGAUUUGAGGCUGUUGAGGAGAAGUCUCCCUCUGUCUUCUUCAGACAACAUAUUUUGGUAUCGUUGCUGUCAUUAAAAGACAGCUAGUGAUCACCUGUUUUUAGAACAGCAUUUCCCCCAUGGGAGCAUUGUUUGAGGGUUGUACUGUAUCUUAGAUAUCAGAAUGUCUUGAGCUAAUCCAGCUGCAGUGUCAAGGCACACUGCAUAAUCUAGCAUCAGUUUAAUAGGCUAUUACAAUAGAAAAACUAUUGGAAACAAAAGUACAGUUACAUGAUCAGUGGUAGUUUAGUUUCCUUUUUUUAAAAAGUAGUAGUUUAGUAUAAAACAUCUGAGUUGGUAACACAGUGCUGUAUUACAAGUGUUCACCUGAAUCAAGUUUUAAGGACCAAAUUAGAUGUGGCAUCACCCUAAUGCUUAGCCACUUUGUUAUAUUUCUUCUUUGCAAACUAUUCCCCCCGUGUUUUUCUCCCCAUGGGAGUUUUAAAUGCUUAUUUUCUUUCCUUUAAACACACAGAAGAAGGAAAGCAGCUAGAGAGGGAAAGAUCUGGAGCAUGCAAGCAACCAGAAACAAACAAAACAAGCUUUAGUUUGCUGCUUUGAAUUGUCCCUCUGGAAAUAGCUUUUCCAGAUUCAAGCGUCUCGGGAUAAUGAUAUCUACAUUUGCAUGCAGCAUCUAAUUCAGCUACAUGAAGUGUGCUUUAGGAAAUAAUUAAGUGGCACACUAAUUGAUUCUACUUGUCCCUGAAAACUCAUUCUGAUAAGCCUCAUAGUUCUUUUUGGAGAGAGGAUCCAAUUCAUGGCAAAAGGCCAAGAUCCCUUCUUCCAUUUAAAUCUAGAUUUAUACUUUGAGUACUACUGUGUUUAGUCUAGUAUUAGGAAUCUGACCCUUGUAUAAAUUUCAAUUAUUUUAUGCUGUUGGAUUUUUCUUUAAAUGGAACAACUUGGAAGCAUAGUUCUAAAGUGAGAACAUUGAAAUGUGAAAUAUUUUGUAAAAGAUCUGAAAUUUUGGGCUACAUAAAGCUUUUAAAGCCAUACUGCUUCCAGAUAAUAGUUCCGCUGUAAGGCAGUAGUUAAAAUUAAAACACACUGAGUUAGGUUUCUGAUCUUGUCAUCAGCUGCAGUAUGAAUCUGUUUGUUAAAGGUGCCUCUGCCCUGUUUUCAGGGUGUUGAAGCAUUUUCUUUUGCACUCUGCAAUUUUCAGGGCGCUGAAGCAUUUUCAGGGUGCUGAAGGGGAUGCCAUGGGGAGGAAGGGCACAGAAAUUUCCUUCUAUCCCAGGUGCUUAUAUCUAAAUCUGACUGUAACCCAUCAGCAUGAAGUUGUGGCAUAGGCCCUUAAUCUCAGCAAUCCACCAAUACAUUUUCUGUCUUAUAGUCAGAAAGACUGUAGCUAUGUAUGUAUACUGUGUGGGAAGAAUUCCUCUGGGGAAAAGCCUUCCUCUCCCACCUGGACUUGCCAUAUUUCUCAGAACGUGGAUAAAUAUUCUCUGGAGCUCAAAGACCCUGAAUCAUUAGGAGGCAAGGGAAAUGAGUCAAACAUGAUGGGAAAAGGGACUGAAUUAGGGAAGACCGGGGGGGGGGGAUGAGGAAAGGGCUUCUCAAGUACCCCAAAACCCUGACAAGGAGAAUCUUCCUCAAGCCCCUGUCUCAAGGGUUCCCCCACUCCUCAAAUAGACUGAAAGACUUCUCCUACUCCACUAGCCCAGACUCACAUUUUCCUCCCCCGCCCAAAGCUGGAGAGGGGCAACACAGCAAUCAGUAUCAUUGUGGGCUGCGUUCUAAUUGCCAGCACAUAAGAAUGGCAUCUGCAUUACUGUGAACCAGCUACCAAAACACAGACAGCAAGAACAAUCCUUUCUAGGUGCCCCCCAACAUUUUAAAACCCGUUUUAAAAGACCAAUUGUCAAAGGUUAUAAUCUCCCUAAUCCUUACCUGGUUUCUGCACCCUACCUUAGUGAUGUCAUGCAGGGGGCAAGGUGGGCCCAAGAGGAUCAUGGAAGAAAGGCUAUAGUCUUCCUGAUCCUUGUUCAUCUCCUUCCUGAUGUUGGGCAGGAGGAGGUGAAAGAAGAUUGUGUAAGGGCCACUAUAAUUUCACCAGUCCUUGCUCUUCUCCUCUCUAUCCACUUGAUGUAGCUUGGGGGCAGGUGGAGGAGAGCCGAGAAGAUCAUGGAAGGCUGUAGCUUUCCCAUCCUCACUUAGCUUUCCCUCAGCUCGGCCUGAAGUCUUUUUUCCCCCUGUGAUAUCUUUUUUAAAACUGAAUAGUUUUUGAAGACCUCUGGAAAUGGAAAAAAUGUAUGAAAUUAUUCAUUCUCUCUUUUGGAAAAAAUAAUUCAACACAGUAUAUCCUUAUCUUGAACAGAGCAUCUUGGGAAGGAUGCAUGCCUUCUAUUGAGCCUUACAACUUUCCCCAUAUUUGCAAGGCAACUUGCAAUUUUUAGGAUAACUACUCUUGUGCAAUGAUGCUCUGGGCAAUUCUCAUUAGAAAACCAGGGUGUCCUCAAUAGCAUUAAUAAUUGUGUAGGCAAAGCUGAAGACACAAAGACUAAGGUGUAUGUUAGUCACAAGGUACAGCAAACAGAACUGUACUGAUGUAGCCAAGGAUCUGUCACUAAACACCUCAAAUGGGGAACAAAGCCUUAGGAAAUAUAAAUGGUUAAAAGCCUUGCUUUAUCCAACACUUUCAUUGUCAGAAGUCCUGAUACUGGAUGUGUCUCCCCAUUCUCAUCCCUUCAAUUUAUGUUUUAUGUCAGCAUGCAAUUUAGGGAAAAAAAGAGAAGAUAGAUGAUAGAAAUACAGCUCAUUGAAAAAAGCUGAAAUGUGCACAUUGUGGAAAAUAGCCUUUUUACAAAUAGAGUUUACUUAAAUUUAUUAAAUUGUGUUUUAUCUAAUAUGCCAGUUGUUAACCUUAUGUUUGAAUAAUGAAACUCACAAUAUAGCCUGUGCUUUGCACAGUUAUUUGAAUGAUUCCUAUAUAAAUGGCAGGUAGAAUUCUGCACUUUAAAAUGUUGCCAAGACUUUAUGACAAUGUUCUGUAAUAUUUGGAAGCAGAUGGCUUAGGAAACUAAGCAGAGAGGCUGCACUUUAUUUUCUUUUACCAAAUACUUUUCAAGUUCACUGAGCCUGUACAUUUUUGCUGCUAAUCAAGAUGGAAACAAAAUGGGCUUGCACUUCAGAUUUGUAACCUAGAGUUACUGAUCCAUAACUGCCCUGCAUUUAGCAAGACUGUAUAUUCAUGCUCAUGGCACUAUUGCCACAAUCAUAAAUGUCCCCAGCCAGCAGCAAUGCUGAGUGAUGGAGGUCUGUUAAUCUUUAUUUUGGGCAUAGCAGGAUGGCAUUUCAGCUCCCUCUCGCCAGUGAGUGAAGCUGUGACAAUCAGAAGCAGACCUCCUCUAACAAUUCCUCAUUGAGCCUCAUUUGCUGGUGGAAGGAGGCUGGAAAUGUCAUCCUUCUGAGCCCUGGUCGCCUGCUAAACAGACUGCCAUCUCUUAGUUCAGCAGCUGUCUGUUAAGGUAGGUUUGGGGUAGGUUGGGCCAGGAGACAUUACUUGGGAGAUUAGUGCACUCUCUUUUAAUGUGCCUUACCCCCGACAGCAUAAAGACACAUUUUUUUAAAAAUGGGUUUUAUCGCAUUUGCCCAUGGCUGGGCAAAUGCAUCCCGGAUACCAGCCGGGCUUAUUCUGCAGCCUUUCAUGAACAGGAUUUUCCUGUUCGUGAAAAGGAACGGGAUAAGCCUGGCUGGCAUCCAGGCUGUAAAUAGUACAUUUUUGCUGCUAAUCAAGAGCAUGGCUGAAUGCGAUAAAAGCCAUUUUAAAAAUAAAUGCACCUUGAUUCUGUUGGGGAUAAGGAACAUUAAAAGACUGUGCUAAUUUCCUUAAUUAUACAUUCAUAACUCAGUAGGUGAUGUAGGAUAUCAGUGAUAGUUCUUCACUCUCUUGGUUUCCAGCAAAAAUGUAAAGCUCCAAUUUGUGGAAAAGUAAUCAAAACCCUAAACAAAACAAACAAACAAACAAAAACAAACAAACAAGGGAAGUAUAACGUGUUGACCGAAAUUUGGCUGCAUUGUAUUUGCUUAAUGGAGACCACAAUAUUCAGGUAUUCAUUCAGGUUUGUAUGUGCCACAUGCCCAGUUCUGGAAAGCCAUAACAAAUGUUCUCCAAUUAGCAGUGACUUGUUUGGAGUAAGAGUGCAAAAGUGGCAUAUGAAUACUGCUAACUUUUUCUUCCCAGGGGACAGACAGUAGCCAUUUUGACUUUGUGCAGUUUCUUCCUUACAUGUAACGGUCUCCACUGUGAAGGAAUCUCACUUAAUUGGUAUUAAAGCAACUUGCCUAAUUUUUCCUGUGACCAGGGUGUUUUGCCUAGCUUUACAGCCAGGGAAAACAAUACUAAAGGUAUGGUAAUUUUAACUUUUUGUAUAUUUAAAUUGACUCAUGUGUGUGCAACAGCUGUUUUGUUUAUGCUGCUAAUAGAUUUGGAAGACUGCUGGGAUUUUGAUGUUUCUGGUCCUGGGGAAUGGAGAUUUUGGGCCAUUCUCUUCAGGAUAUGCUGCAAUUAAUUGUGAGGUGAACAAUGCUUUGAUUUCAGUUUACAGAAAGUUAAAGUCACUUUAAAAAUAAGCAUCCUGAAAUAAUUUUUCCCAGUCUUAAUUUUCUUUUCUUUCUUUUCUUUAAUUCUUCAAGAGAAGAAAUGCAUCUGGAAUUGUGAUUAUUGCUCUGUGUUCUGACUGCUUUGUUGUCAGUUAUGCUAAAUAAGCACCUUUUUGCUGAUGAAAUUAAAUAAAGAGGUGAUGUUUACAUUA
Messenger RNA from Sceloporus undulatus (fence lizard), 7779 nucleotides. It is a transcript of the gene GDA, whose product is annotated as guanine deaminase. The transcript is spliced from 14 exons. The record is from RefSeq and is a predicted model, not a curated record. Gene Ontology annotation, biological process: guanine catabolic process. Gene Ontology annotation, molecular function: guanine deaminase activity; zinc ion binding. The coding region runs from base 308 to 1648 and encodes 446 amino acids. Lineage: Eukaryota; Metazoa; Chordata; Lepidosauria; Squamata; Phrynosomatidae. Gene Ontology annotation, cellular component: cytosol.